AUGACAGACUCCAAAUUUUCCGAGAGACACCCGAAGCUGCAAGCAGCUAUCGCCAAGCGUCCAUUCCCAGGCUUCCCCUUCGUCCCCGAAAACCGCGCAGCACGACGUCAGCACCUGGACAGCUUGAAGCAUAUGCUUCCAGUGCCCGACCCGAUACCAGAGGUCAUUGAAGACACCAUUUUUAUAGAAGCGCGAGAUGGGUACAAAAUUCCGACAAAGUACUAUCGGUCAGCUAUGGAUGGAGACAAGAGACCUCUCAUGGUGCUCUUUCAUGAAGGUGGAUGGGUCAUGGGCGAUGUUGCGGAUGAAGACUCCAACGCCAGGCACUUUACCAGAGAUCUCGGCAUAGUCUGUCUCAACGUGGAGUACCGAUUAGCACCCGAACAUCCUUUCCCUACCGGUGUUCUCGAUUGUUGGGAUAUUCUCAAGUGGGCUGCUGCCAAUGCUUCUGGGAUUGGGGCAGACCCAACCAAAGGCUUCAUGGUCGGCGGAUCGUCUGCUGGCUCAAACAUCGCCGCGUCAUUGGUUCAUCUUUCCAUCAAGGAGCAGCUACAUCCUCCCAUCACUGGUCAAUGGCUUUGUGUGCCUUACCUUCUCCCGCCUGAGAUUGUGCCGGACAAAUACCGACAAGACUACACAAGUAUGUGGGCCAACCGAUCUGACCCUGUGUUGGGUCCUCUUCUUGAGAGCCCUGAAGAUACUACAGCCGGCAGCUUCAUCGAAACGCUACUCAAGGUAGACGUUCGCUCACCUCUCUUCUCGCCAUUUGCGAAAGAGUGGUAUCCGCCUACAGCCGAAGCAAAGCACAAACUACCCAAGACCUUCUUCCAGGUCGCGGGACUGGAUCCUCUCCGAGAUCAUGCCCUUAUCUACAAGCGGGCUUUGGAAGAAGAGUGGAAGGCUCCCACCCGGUUUGAGCUAUAUGAAGGGUAUGGACACAUGUUCUGGACCAACUGGCCUGAGCUGGACAGGUGUCAAGAUUACUGGAAGAACAUGAUCAAGGGCAUUGAGUGGUUGUUGAACGCCUAG
Messenger RNA from Fusarium keratoplasticum, 1029 nucleotides. RefSeq names its product Abhydrolase-3 domain-containing protein. The record is from RefSeq and is a predicted model, not a curated record. The transcript has a single exon. NCBI's taxonomy places the organism in Eukaryota, Fungi, Ascomycota, Sordariomycetes, Hypocreales, Nectriaceae. Bases 1 to 1029 code for a protein of 342 amino acids. Gene Ontology annotation, molecular function: hydrolase activity.